Molecule: messenger RNA, 1292 nt
Organism: Lolium rigidum
Lineage: Eukaryota; Viridiplantae; Streptophyta; Magnoliopsida; Poales; Poaceae
Product: caffeoylshikimate esterase-like
Exons: 4
Coding region: 60-1064 (334 amino acids)
Cellular component (GO): membrane
Molecular function (GO): lipase activity
Source: RefSeq, a predicted model, not a curated record
CUCUUCUCUGCUUCCCUUUGUUCUUCUGAUCGUUCGAGUGCCAGUAGUCGGCGCGCGGGAUGGCGAGCAACUCCGGCAGCGGGGCGGCGGAGGAUGGCAGCUACGAGUACGAGGAGGAGUUCGUGAACAACGCUCGGGGGAUGAAGCUCUUCACCUGCCGGUGGCUCCCCCCCAAGGGCCAGACGAUCAAGGGCCAAGUCUUCAUCUGCCACGGGUACGCGGUGGAGUGCAGCGUGACGAUGCGUGGGACGGGGACGCGGCUGGCGCAGGCCGGGUACGCCGUGUACGGGGUGGACUUCGAGGGCCACGGCCGGUCGGAGGGGCUCCAGGGCUACGUUCCCUCCUUCGACGUCCUCGUCGCCGACUGCGACGCCUUCUUCGCCGCCGUCGUGGCAUCCACCGCCAACACCGACCUCCCGCGGUUCCUGCUCGGCGAGUCCAUGGGCGGCGCCGUCGCGCUGCUCCUCCACCGCGCCCGCCCCUCCUACUGGACCGGCGCCGUCCUGGUGGCGCCCAUGUGCAAGAUCGCCGAUGAGAUGAGGCCGCACCCCGUGGUGGUCAGCGUCCUCAAGGCCAUGACCAGCAUCAUCCCGACGUGGAAGAUCGUGCCGACGGCCGACGUCAUCGACGCCGCCUACAGGAUGCAGGAGAAGCGCGACGAGAUCAGGAACAACCCCUACUGCUACCAGGGCAAGCCGCGCCUCAAGACCGCCUACGAGCUCCUCAGGGUCAGCCUCAACCUCGAGAACAACGUGCUAUCAAAGGUUUCGUUGCCGUUCCUGAUCGUCCAUGGUGGGGACGACAAGGUGACGGAUCCGUCCAUCAGCGACCUCCUCUACCGGUCAGCGGCGAGCCAGGACAAGAAGCUCAACCUCUACCCGGGCAUGUGGCACGCCCUCACAUCCGGCGAGACCCCCGAAAACAUCCACACGGUUUUUCAAGACAUCAUCGCGUGGCUAGACGAGAGAUCCUCCUCGACGAAAUCAUCCGCCGCGGCCAUGGACAUCUCAUCGGAGAUGGAACAGAAGGCCAAGCACGAUGAGCAGCAUUUCGACAAACUAUAGUACCACAGAUGGUUACGGUGAGCAGCAUGCAUGCAUGGUUAACUGGGACUUCGAAUCAAAUCAGAGCAAAUCCAUGGGAACUGGCUAGCUACACAAAGUGUGGUGGAUUAAUUAAUUGUACUAAUUGGCUAGCUAGUUCAGCAAUUCAUUUCUUACUACUGUGGUGUACCAGUACCAUGUAACCUGUAUCAUAUACUGUUCAAUUAUACAAAAUAUCUUCAUCGUCAA